Molecule: messenger RNA, 2921 nt
Organism: Aphis gossypii (cotton aphid)
Lineage: Eukaryota; Metazoa; Arthropoda; Insecta; Hemiptera; Aphididae
Product: dynein intermediate chain 3, ciliary-like
Exons: 12
Coding region: 1054-2877 (607 amino acids)
Biological process (GO): cilium movement; outer dynein arm assembly
Cellular component (GO): outer dynein arm
Molecular function (GO): dynein light chain binding; dynein heavy chain binding
Source: RefSeq, a predicted model, not a curated record
GUUUAGUGAUACAUAACUUUCGCUACAAUGAUAUUUUCGCUUAAUAUGAUAUAUAUUUUAUGCGAUUUUCUCAAAAUUCGAAAAUUGUCUAAAAGCCAGAUGCAUAUUUUCAAUCUAGUGAAAGUAUUUUAGAUGAAACAUCUGGAACGUUUUUAGUGGUCCUAAAAUUGUUGAGACCGAAAAAAAUACAUAAGAACACAAACACGCAUACCGUUGUAAAAUCUUUAUAGCUUUUUAGAAACGUUUCUUCGACCCCAUCGUUAUACUAUAUACAGUGAAAUAACAAUGGCCGGAGAAAAAAAGGUCCACUGAAGCAAGGACGAUCGAUGUACAUAUAUUAUUCAUUAUCACGGUCCUCCUAAAAUGUGCCAACACAGCGAAAUCAUGAUCACGCGCCAACAACAGGAUUUUCCGAUUUCGCUUUUCCGGCGAGGGUAACCUAUACGAGAUCGAUAAGACGGAGAGAAAGAUGAAAUCGCGGUCUCCAAUGUAAGCAUCACUAGUGCUGGUAUCGUUAAUCGUUACACGUAUAAAUUAUCACAAAAGUAUUAAUAAUAUACGUAAAUAUAAGCAUAAGUAUUAUAUUAUAUAUACCCUUAGCGGACUGUGUUUCGAGUGCACUUUUUCUCAUCCACAUCGACCUCACCUCCUAUCCUCUGACUAGCAUCUAAAUCUCUUAAUAAUUAUUAUACCUCUUUCCCGCGCCCUCGCAAAAACUCUCAACGACAUCAUCAAACCCCGUCUAGCCCCGUCAACAAAUCCUGCAUACGAGUGGCCACUUACUUGGGUCUCGAGGGCAUGGUGCACAUUAUAAUAUUUCUAUUCGUCGCAGUCGAAACAACAUUAUAUGAUGUGCCAACAAACUCGUCGACUCCACGCUGUAAUCUUCGGAAAGUUUGAUUUCUAUCUUGUUGCCACAUCGAUGUAAUAAUAUAGUCACAGAUCUACAGGAUCAGACUAAAACACAAGAUACUCUAAAAAAAAAAAGUGAAAAUAAACGGGAUCCCGUCAAUUCAUUAUACGAAUCUUCUCUUAUAAUACAACUGUCAGAAAAUGAACACAAGCUACACGUACAGUAAGCUGAGGCGCGAAUACGGCCGGCAGUGUUCGUUCGUUAAGUCUGGCCCAACAGUGUUAGUCAACGUGAUGCCAGAACCAGGCCUAGAAGAACAAAUGUGGUCACCAGAGAAUCCGGUGGACAAGAGCACCAAUAAAGGCACCGAUUGGUCAGAACACGAAGCGAACACUGUGCGCGUGGAGUAUGCUGAACGCGGAAUUUUCCACACGGAAGGUGGUUGGCCCAAAGACAUAAAUCUAGACGAUCCGGAACAAGUGGUAAGGUUCCGGAAGAAGGCGGAAAAGGACGAAACAUAUUUACAAGCGGUCAUGCAAAUGUCCAGUCUCGCCGAACACUAUAUAAACCAAAACAAUUCGAUAGACAUUUACCAACCAUACUUUACCGACCCGAGCUGUCAGAAGAUGCAAACGUUGGCACCGUCUUUUCGAACGGUAGCGGUGAUGUCGGACCCCCGCGAACCGACCCGACCGGUACAAAACAUAUCUUGGUCACCCGACCAGGGUACGUUGGUUGCGGUAAGCUACGCUGACAUGAGAUUCCAGAUGACCGACCCAGACGCCAGUUCCGACUCGUUCAUAUUCGACUUGGAGGACUCCACUACUCCUUAUUUCACGAUCGAGUCGCCGCAUCCGAUCGUCACGCUUGAGUUCAACCAUAGAGACUCACAGUGCUUGGCUGGCGGUCUGAUGAGCGGCCAAGUCGCUUUCUGGGACAUCCGCAAGAGUUCGAAUUACGUGGCAAUCAGUAACAUAAGGGACGGUCACCGGGAUCCAGUCCGGAGUCUCCACUGGAUCCAUUCCAAGACCAGCACGGAGUUCUACACCGGUUCCAGUGACGGUCAGGUUAUGUGGUGGGACGCCCGAAAACUCACAGAACCCACUGAAGUUUUGAUUUUAGAUCUAUCAAAAGGAGAAAACGUCGACGAACCGGAAUGGGUCAAAUGGGCUCGAUCUCACGGAGUUUUUUGCAUGGACUACGAUCCCUCGAUCCCCAUACGAUUUAUGAUAGGAACUGAGACUGGAUUGGUGUUCAACGGAAACCGUAAAGGCAAAACAGUUUUUGAGAAAAUAUCGUCCACAUACAAUUGUCAUUAUGGCCCAGUAUAUUCAGUACAGCGGAAUCCAGCAUUUUUAAAAAACUUCAUGACCGUUGGCGAUUGGCAAGUGAGAAUAUGGUCGGAAGACGUAAAAGAAUCGCCUAUAAUGUGGACCAAACAUCAUGACGUAAAACUAACUGGCGGUGCAUGGAGCGAAUCGAAGCCAUCGGUUUUCUAUACGACUAGAGCUGAUGGUUGCAUGGACGGUUGGGACAUCUUACAGAAGCAAAAGGAACCAAUACUCACCGUUAAGGUGGCUGACGAAGGAUUGAAUUGUAUUCGAUGUCACGAAGGUGGUGCUAUGUUAGCCGUAGGCGACGACUGUGGAAAGACAUACGUGAUCAAAAUGAACGAUUGGUUCGUCACCGCCGGAAAAAAUGACAAAGCUUUACUGACGGCGAUGUUCGAUCGGGAAACGAGACGAGAAAAAAUCAUAGAGGCAAAACAACGUGAACUAAAAUUAAAGACAAAAACAUCGGCAAAAGUUGACGCCACUACAACAAAGGAUAAACACGUUCAGUUGGCCGAAGCUGAAAUCCGAAUGGUUCAAGAAGCUGAAAAGGAAUUCAUGGAACUCAUUGAUAUGCUCAAGAAACAACCAUCAAAUGAAAACAACGAUAACACAGAAGAAUUAGAGAAUCCAAACAAAGAUGAAGAUAGCAGUGAUAAUGUAUUGAACGAUGAGAACAUUAUUGAUCAAUAAUGACAAAUGAUUACCCAUAAUAAUAAAUGUUCAGGUGAAAACAA